This is a messenger RNA of Salvia miltiorrhiza (redroot sage), 1346 nucleotides long. RefSeq lists its product as uncharacterized. The transcript has 8 exons. Lineage: Eukaryota; Viridiplantae; Streptophyta; Magnoliopsida; Lamiales; Lamiaceae. The record is from RefSeq and is a predicted model, not a curated record. The coding region runs from base 117 to 917 and encodes 266 amino acids.
CACAUACAUACACAUGAUAAUAUCUGUGUUUCAUUAUUGGUCUUGAAAGAAAAUUAAAGAAAAUCUGUAUUGAAUCAGCACAUGCCCAAAUAGCAUAUACAUAAUUUGCAAGAGCGAUGGGAGAUGUUCUGGAAAUUCAGAAUAGCCAACUAAGUUGUGAGGAGAAAUCCCCUCAAGAUAUAUUACUUGCUCUCCAAACCAACCAGCAGCUGCUUAGUACUAAUUCACCCACUGCCAAUCAUGCUCAAGAGAAAAUUAUUUUAGAAGCAAAGGAUGCCGGAGAUGCGAUAUCAUGUCGGAAAGAGGAAUCUCCACCACUUUCUUCGCCUCAACAACCAAAAGCACAACCCUUCACCAAGGACGACGAAUCAUUGUUGAACGAAAAUGUCCCUCACUCGGAAAACAGCUCUGCUGCCACAGCCAUUUCACAGAACGUCGAGUCGCAGUUAAUGGUGAUGAAACCAAAAGAAAAUGUAGCUCCAGCUGGAUCACAACUCAAUGUGAAUGAGACAUUGGCUUCCAACGAGAAAGAUAACCCUCACACUCCAUCAGAAACGGACAUUGAUGAGGAAACAGAUGAUCCUUCGACAGGUACCAACGCAAGUUCACAAGUUGUCCGUUCAGAAAACCGUCGGUUUUUUCAGCAGAAAGCAGCUUGCAGACAGUGCGACAGAUUGGUAACAGAAGAUAUUGGAGUGUUGAAUGUCAAGUGUGAAUGUACGGAGACGUCUCUUAUCCAUCAGGAUUGCAUGGAUGCAUGGUCUCAACAAAAGGGGGAUAAGUGUUUGCAUUGCGAUGCCCACAUCAAAACUAAGAAUGCCACUGUUUCUUCCAUCCCACCGCAAACCACUCUACAAAAUCCACCACUUUCUACAUGUACCACCUGCAGUUCUUGGUGCUGCUUCACUUGGAAUUAAGGUCAAUUAAGGUCACUUGGAAUUAAGGUCAAUUUAUUUGGAAUUUUACUCCAUCCGUCCCACCUUUUAGUAUUCAUUUGAGAGUGAUACGAGUUUUAAUAAAAUGAUUGUGUGUGUUGCGAGCCCACUUUUUAUGUGAGUGUUAAAAUAAUUAAAAGUUUAGCAAAUGUGUCUCAUCUACUUUUAAUAAAAAAUAUAAAUGAAUACCAAAAUGUGGGACGGUCAUAAAAGAAAAGAUGGAUACUAAAAGCUAGACAAAAUGCAUAAUUUCCUUUUAUAGGGAAUGGUUGGUCAUGUCUCUAGUACUUUCCCUUGCGAAUUGUAUUCAUCUUUUUCUUAAAGAGUAAUAAAAUUAUUUUGGACUGGUAUAUGAUUUGAUAUUUUAAAGCCACAUGAUUGGAAAAUAUUAAUCUUAUUUUUGCUCGACUA